ACAUCGGAGCGGUCUUCUAUUUUUCGUGUUGGACGUAAAUGCAGCAUUGGUGACGUCACUGGGAGGAGAUCAACAUGGCGUCCGGACAGCAAUGGGUGUUGGUGGAAAUGGUUCAAGCGUUUUAUGAGGCCCCUGCUUACCACCUGAUCCUGGAGGGGAUCCUAAUCCUGUGGAUCAUCAGACUUCUGUUCUCUAAGACCUACAAACUUCAUGAGACUUAUAAACUCACAGAGAAGGAGAAGGAGGACCUCAUUGAGGAGUGGCAGCCGGAGCCGCUUGUUCCUCCCGUUUCUAAAGACCAUCCGUCCCUCAGUUAUGAUGUUGUCACAGGACCUCCAAGCCACAAAAUCACAAUCAAUGGAAAAGAGUGCAUCAACUUUGCUUCAUUUAACUUCUUGGGUCUCCUGGACAAUGAGCGGGUUAAGCAAAAAGCUUUGGCAUCACUGAAGAAAUAUGGCGUUGGCACAUGUGGUCCCAGGGGCUUCUAUGGAACCUUUGAUGUUCACCUGGAGCUGGAGAGUCGUCUGGCCAAAUUCAUGAAAACAGAAGAAGCCAUUAUCUAUUCUUACGGCUUUGCGACCAUUGCCAGUGCCAUCCCUGCCUACUCCAAGAGGGGGGACAUCAUCUUUGUGGACGAAGCGGCCUGCUUCUCCAUCCAGAAGGGUCUUCAAGCGUCCCGCAGCUUCAUCAAAUACUUCAAACACAACAACAUGGAGGAUCUAGAGAGGCUGCUCAACGAGCAGGAGCUGGAGGACCAGAAGAAUCCUCGUAAAGCCAGAGUGACCCGGAAGUUUAUUCUUGUGGAGGGUCUGUACAUCAACACUGCGGACAUCUGUCCUUUGCCUGAACUGGUGAAGAUGAAGUACAAGUACAAGGUGCGGAUCUUCCUGGAGGAGAGCAUGUCUUUUGGUGUGUUGGGAGAACAUGGCCGAGGAGUCACGGAACACUUUGGGGUCAACAUCGAUGACAUUGACCUAAUCAGCGCCAACAUGGAGAACGCUGUGGCCUCCAUCGGAGGCUUCUGCUGUGGACGUUCCUUUGUGAUCGACCACCAGCGUCUGUCGGGCCAGGGCUACUGUUUCUCUGCCUCCCUGCCUCCCAUGCUGGCUGCUGCUGCCAUCGAGGCUCUCAACAUCAUGGAGGAGGAUCCAGACAUCUUCACCAUUCUCAGAGACAAGAGCCAACACAUUUACAAUGCUUUACAAGGAAUUCCAGGUCUGAAGUUAGUCGGAGUGCAGUUUUCCCCUGCUCUUCACCUCCAGCUGGAGAGAAGCUCCGGCUCCAGAGACUCUGACAUGCAGCUGCUGCGCACCAUUGUAGAUUAUUGUCUGGAGAGACGCGUGGCCCUGACCCUCGCUCGCUACCUGGAGAAAGAGGAGCGUUUCCUCCCCUCACCAAGCAUCAGGGUGGUGGUCACCAUCCAACAGACCGAGGAGGAUGUCCAGAAGGCCGUGUCUUGUAUCCGUGAGGCGGCUGCAGCUCUCCUCAUAUGACAAUCGAGUGUUUGCCACAGAUGGUACUUUAAGUAGACGUCACUGGAGCUUUAGCAGGGGUCCACUGAGUGGAGUAAGUAGGACACCACUGUGGGGGGGGGCAGACACCCCCGACCACAGACUGAGCCCAGCAAACUGAAGGUGUCGCUAGAGGCUCUCAGCCCCAAAAAAUACACCGUAUGCCUGCUAACAUCGCUUCUGUUUGUUGAUUCUGUUUUUUUCUUAAUUAUUCGUCUCUGCUGGUUCUCAUGCUUCCUGUGUCAUAAUCAUACAGCAUGUGCCACUAGUUGUGUAUUGUUAUGAUUGUAAAAGUGUACCUCCACCAGGAUUGUUUACUGCUGUGGAAGACACACCUGUAGUGAGAAUUAGACAAACCAAAUGACUUGUUGCCUUUUCUGUACUGAUCAUUUAUCUUGUUUUAUUUAACAUGUUUACAGUCGACUAGUACAUAAACUGGACCAGAUGAUGGUGAUUUUCUAUGCCACUGCUUGUUUUACCACAAAUACACACUGAAUUUUAAACCUGAUUUUGUUUACUUAUCUUUUGAUUUUUGGUCAAUGUUACUUCUCUUUUGUUAGAGGUUAUUGCAUUCUGACUACUUUACGUGUAUAAAAUGUAAAUAUAUCAGAUUUAAAUUAG
Molecule: messenger RNA, 2132 nt
Organism: Gasterosteus aculeatus aculeatus (three-spined stickleback)
Lineage: Eukaryota; Metazoa; Chordata; Actinopteri; Perciformes; Gasterosteidae
Gene: sptlc1
Product: serine palmitoyltransferase, long chain base subunit 1
Biological process (GO): ceramide biosynthetic process; sphingosine biosynthetic process
Cellular component (GO): endoplasmic reticulum
Molecular function (GO): pyridoxal phosphate binding; serine C-palmitoyltransferase activity
Source: RefSeq, a predicted model, not a curated record